AUGCAGAAUGCUAAGGCUGUCCAAACUCCCCUAGGGCAGCACAUCAAACUAUCUCAUGAUCAGUGCCCGAAAACAGAAGAAGAACAAAAGGAAAUGUCCAUCAUUCCAUAUGCAAAUGCCCUGGGCAGCCUAAUGUACCUAAUGGUUUGCACCAGACCAGAUUUGGCAUAUUUUGUGAGUUUAGUAAGUAGAUUCAUGAGCAAUCCGGGAAGACUACAUUGGUCUGCACUCAAAUGGAUUCUAAGAUACUUACAAGGAUCAAAAUCAGUGGGCAUAGUAUUCAGUAAGAACAAAGAAGAAAAAUAUUGCAUUAGAGGGUAUGUUGAUGCUGAUUAUGCAAGGGACUUUGAUAAGAGAAAGUCCACUUCAGGCUUUGUUUUUACAUUGUGGGGAAAUGUGAUUAGCUGGAAAUCAAAGCUUCAGCAUAUGGUUACACUCUCAUCAAUAAAAUCUGAGUAUGUAGCCCUGACAGAAGCAUCAAAGGAAGCUGUAUGGCUCAAAGGUUGUGUGAAUGAACUGGAGCUGGAACAAAAACCUGUGGAAAUCAAAAGUGACAGUUAG
Messenger RNA from Pistacia vera, 561 nucleotides. RefSeq names its product secreted RxLR effector protein 161-like. The record is from RefSeq and is a predicted model, not a curated record. The coding region runs from base 1 to 561 and encodes 186 amino acids. The transcript has a single exon. NCBI's taxonomy places the organism in Eukaryota, Viridiplantae, Streptophyta, Magnoliopsida, Sapindales, Anacardiaceae.